CAACAGUACGACUGCAAUUGUCAGCUGCUAUCAUGACCAGCAUACUGCGGGCAAAUUGUAAACAUACUUGUGCCCCAACGUUAACGGAAGCACUGCUUGCUUAAUUUCGUCCUCUAUAAACAUUUCUAGACAGCAAGAACUUGCAGUUUGCAACACCCAUACGCAAAAAUUGUUUAGGUUACCUGCAAUUUUCUAACUCGUUCUGUUAGAAUUGGGCUGAGGCCCUGUUAGGGGCCAGCUUUCAAGUAUGAACGACCAGCUAAUUGGCUUAUGCCUUGCCCUUAGUUCAUCUAUUUUCAUAGGCUCCAGCUUUAUAGUAAAGAAGAGAGGGCUGAGGAUUGCAGCUGCGCAAGGGCUACGUGCGGGGGCCGGUGGGUUCUCCUACCUGAGAGAACCAGUAUGGUGGGCUGGCAUGUUAUCGAUGGUGGUAGGGGAGGCAGCCAACUUCGCGGCGUAUGCCUUUGCGCCAGCGAUCUUGGUCACUCCUCUUGGAGCGCUCAGCAUUAUUGUCAGUGCCGUGCUGGCGCACAUAGUGCUACAGGAGAAGCUAAACAUGUUCGGUAGCCUGGGCUGCUUGCUGUGUAUAACUGGCAGCCUUACAAUCGUCCUGCACGCGCCCCCCGAACGCCACCUGGAUUCGGUCAUAGAGGUAUUCCAGCUGGCCAUGCAGCCAGCUUUCCUGGGAUAUGCGGCCUUCUCAGUGAUGGUCAUCAUCUUCCUCAUCUUCUACGUGGCGCCACAGCAUGGGACGACAAACAUCUUUGUCUACCUAGCGAUCUGCUCCCUGGCUGGCUCCCUGUCGGUCAUGAGCUGCAAGGCCCUUGGUAUUGCGCUGAAGCUGACGUUCAAGGGGGACAACCAGCUGCUGUUUGGGGAGACGUACGUGUGCAUAUCGGUGGUCAUCGUGUGCGUCAUGACCCAGAUGAACUACCUGAACAAGGCGCUUGACCUCUUCAACACCGCCAUCGUGUCCCCGGUGUACUACGUCAUGUUCACGCUGCUCACGAUACUGGCGUCCAUCAUCAUGUUUAGGGUAAGUGGCGGU
This is a messenger RNA of Astrephomene gubernaculifera, 1045 nucleotides long. The record is from the annotation of a GenBank genome assembly. Lineage: Eukaryota; Viridiplantae; Chlorophyta; Chlorophyceae; Chlamydomonadales; Astrephomenaceae.